AUGAAUGUUCGUUCACAAUGUGACGGUUUAUUUAUUGAUAUCGAUAAUACUCUUUACUGUUCAAUGUCUCUUUUCGCUGAAGUAGUAAAAAGAUCGUUGAAUGAUCCUGUGAUGACUCCGAAUCAUGUUGCUGCUGGAACGGGUCGUGAAGGAUCAGCUUCGAAUGAACUAAAUUAUCCAAGUGGAAUCUUUGUAGAUGUCAACUUGGAUCUAUAUGUGGCAGAUUGUGGAAACGAUCGCGUUCAGUUGUUCCAACCAGAGGAAUCAAAUGGAUUCACAGCGGCUGGAAGAACCUCACUAACUCCAACAAUUACACUUCGCUGCCCAGCUGGAAUUGUCUUAGAUGCUGAGAAGUAUUUAUUCAUUGCGGAUAUAGGCAACGAUCGAAUUGUUGGUUCAGACUUGAAUGGUUUUCGAUGUUUAGUUGGAUGUUAUGGAGAGGGUUCACACUCUAAUCAAUUGAGUUAUCCAUUUAGUUUGAGUUUUG
This is a messenger RNA of Adineta steineri, 487 nucleotides long. The record is from the annotation of a GenBank genome assembly. NCBI's taxonomy places the organism in Eukaryota, Metazoa, Rotifera, Eurotatoria, Adinetida, Adinetidae.